Messenger RNA from Carlito syrichta (Philippine tarsier), 2161 nucleotides. RefSeq names its product NADPH oxidase 5 (gene NOX5). Gene Ontology annotation, molecular function: calcium ion binding; superoxide-generating NAD(P)H oxidase activity. Lineage: Eukaryota; Metazoa; Chordata; Mammalia; Primates; Tarsiidae. Gene Ontology annotation, cellular component: plasma membrane; NADPH oxidase complex. The record is from RefSeq and is a predicted model, not a curated record. Gene Ontology annotation, biological process: superoxide anion generation; defense response. The transcript is spliced from 16 exons. Bases 29 to 2161 code for a protein of 710 amino acids.
GUGCGCUGGAAGACAGGAGAAGAGGAGCAUGUUGGGAGACCUGGUCCAGUCAGACCCUGCAGCCUGCAGAGGCACCAUGAGUGCCGAAGAGGACGCCAGGUGGCUCUGCUGGGUGACGCGGCAGUUCAAGACCAUCGCGGGCGAGGACCGGGAGAUUGACCUGCAGGAGUUCAAAACCGCUCUGCGUGUGAAGGAGCCCUUCUUCGCAGAGCGGUUCUUUGCCCUGUUCGACUCAGACGGGAGCGGCACCAUCACCCUGAAGGAGCUGCAGGAGGCGCUGACCCUGCUGGUCCAUGGCAGCCCCACGGACAAGCUCCGGUUCCUCUUCCAGGUCUAUGAUGUCGAUGGCAGCGGCUCCAUCGACGCGGACGAGCUGCGCACCGUGCUGCGGUCCUGCCUGCGCGAGAGCGCCAUCUCUCUGCCCGACGAGAGGCUGGACGAGCUGACGCGGGCCCUCUUCGAGUCGGCCGACAGGGACGGCAGCGGCGCCAUCACCUUCGACGAGCUCCGGGACGAGCUGCAGCGUUUUCCCGGAGUCAUGGAGAACCUGACCAUCAGCGCUGCCCACUGGCUGCGGCCCCCCGACGCCCACCCUCACCCACGCCUGCAUCGGCCACGUCUGCUGACCCGCUCCUACUGGCACAACCACCGCAGCCAGCUGCUCUGCCUGGCUGUCUAUGCGGGCCUCCACCUGCUGCUCUUUGUGCUGGCGGCCAGCGCAUACUGGGCCCACGGUGCCAGCAUCAUGGUGGCCAAGGGCUGUGGCCAGUGCCUUAACUUCGACUGCAGCUUCAUCGCGGUGUUGAUGCUCCGACGUGGACUCACGUGGCUGCGGGCCACGUGGCUGGCCCAGGUCCUUCCACUGGACCAGAAUGUUCAGUUCCACCAGCUCAUGGGCUACGUGGUGGCCGGGCUGUCCCUGGUGCACACCGUGGCCCAUGUUGUGAACUUCGCAUUCCGGGCGGAUGCCGGCACCAUCCAGUUCUGGGAGCUGCUGCUCACGGCGAGGUCCGGCGUCGGCUGGGUGCAAGGCACGGCCCCCCCAACGGGCGUCGCUCUGCUGCUGCUGCUGCUGCUCAUGGUCACCUGCUCCAGCGCCUGUGUCCGCAGGAGCGGCCACUUUGAGGUAUUCUACUGGACCCACCUGUCCUACCUGCCCAUGUGGCUCCUGCUGAUCGUGCAUGGCCCCAACUUCUGGAAGUGGCUGCUGGUGCCCGGCACCAUGUUCCUCCUGGAGAAGACUGUCGGGCUGGUGGUAUCCCGCAUGUCGGCCCUGUGCAUUGAAGAAGUCCACCUCCUCCCCUCCAAGGUCACACACCUCCUCAUCAGGCGGCCCCCGCUGUUCCACUACCGACCGGGUGACUAUGUGUACCUCAACAUUCCCACCAUCGCACGCUAUGAGUGGCACCCCUUCACCAUCAGCAGUGCCCCUGAGCAGAGAGACACCAUCGGACUCCACAUCCGGUCCCAAGGCCAGUGGACGACCAGGCUGUACGAGUCCUUCAAGGCAUUGGACUUGAGGGGCUGCGGCUCCAAGCAACUGUCGAGCAGUUUGAGGAUGAGGAGUCAGAAGAGGCCCCAGGCCUCUGAGAUGUCUUCAGAGAACUCCCGGUUCUGCAACAUCAAGUGCUACGUGGAUGGCCCCUAUGGAACCCCCACCCGCAGGAUCUUCGCAGCCGAGCACGCUGUGCUGAUCGGAGCUGGCAUCGGUGUCACACCCUUCGCCUCCAUCCUGCAGAGCCUGGUGUGCAGGCACCAGAAGAGGAAGCGUGUCUGCCCCAGCUGCCAGCACACCUGGAUGGACAGCCGCCAGGAUGAGGACAUGAAGCUCCGCAAGGUGGACUUCAUCUGGGUCAACCGAGACCAGCGGGCUUUCGAGUGGUUUGUGAGCUUACUGACCAGACUGGAGAUGGACCAGGCAGAGGAGGCCCAGGAAGGCCGCUUCCUGGAGCUGCACAUGUACAUGACUUCUGCCCUGGGCAAGAACGACAUGAAGGCCAUCGGCCUGCAGAUGGCCCUGGACCUCCUGGCCCGGAAGGAGAAGAAGGACUGCAUCACGGGGCUGCAGACACGCACCCAGCCUGGGCGUCCUGACUGGAGCCAGAACCCCAAGCCUGAGCCUUUCCAGGGUCCCGUGUGCCACGAAGCUUGCUGGAGAUGA